UUUUGUCAAAAGCCCAUGAGCUUCUCUGACGCGUCACGCAUCAGCUGCGCGCGGCCAAUGAGCAGCGAGCGCACGCGCUUGAAAAUCGUUUACAUCUGCUUCUCUCCGCAGAAUCAAAACAAAGAUCAGCAGCUCACAGGCACUUCUCAUGUGCGCCAGUCUUCAUUAAGGGUCAUGAGGGGGACGCUGGUCGUCAUAUUUCAGGCUCUGCUGUGGCCUGUCUCAGCAUCAGCCAUGUUUACAGUCAGUUUACAGGAGAGCACCUAUGAAGCAAAGCUACAUGAGGACGUCAAUCUAGAGUGUUUGUUCUCCUCAGUUAAAAGUCCUUCUGACCUCACUGUCAUAUGGAGCCGAGUCGAGCCGAAGCCGUCCGUGGAUGUGUAUCGGCUGGAGAGAGGCAAAGAGAAUCACAUUUACACCAGUGCCAUGUUCAUAAAGCGUGCACAGCUCAUCCACGAACAGCUGAAGGAUAACCGAGCGGUGCUGCACUUGAAAAAGCUCCAGAUAAAAGAUUCAGGCACAUACCGGUGUAUCGUAAAAGAUAUAGAUGAUGGAGACUACAAGCAAGUCAUGCUCCGUGUUACAGCUCCUUAUACUCUCAUUAAGAAGGCCAUCGUGAAGACGGGUCAGGAUGAGGUCGAGCUCUCCUGUGAGUCUCAGGGAUUCCCGUCCGCUCAGGUCAUCUGGAGCGAUGGCCAGAACACAAACCUCACAGAGAUGUCCAACAGCACCACACGGUCUACAGAUGAAGAUCUCGUCCACAUCAUCAGCAAGCUGACGGUCAGACGAGACCUCGUGAACAACUACACCUGCUCGUUCCUCGUGAAGGGUGAAACCCAGCGGACGGCCACCUUCAGCAUCCCAGAUGAAAUCCCUCCUCACUGUUCUACUCCAUACGCGUGGAUUGUCGCUGUUUUCGUCGUGCUUUUAGCCAUUGUCUUCAUCUCCAUCAUUGUCCGUAUGAGAAAAAACGGUCAUAAAAACAGACUAGGUGAAUCAUCUAAUUGCGCUUUCUUCCUCCCACAAGCAUCCUCUGCCACCACUGAUUCUUUAUUGACCGUGAACGAGAACAAGCUGCAAAUAUGUGACAUGAUCUCAGAAGAAGCUACAGAUAAACCUCAAUCCCUGAGGAACAUGCUUAUACGACAGUAUUCACAGCUCUACACAAACGCUGAGAUGAUACACACUCUUGUGUCACAUGCACUUCUCAGCAAAGAAGGCCGAUCUCUAAACAUCAGCUCCAUCCUGCCUGAUAAGAAAGAAACCAUCCUUCUGCUUGGAGAUCCAGGCAGCGGGAAAACCAGCGUGGCCCAAAUGCUGUCGUCCUGCUGGGCUGAAAGUACCACGACAGACCCCUUCAACAUCCGCCAGCUCCAUCUGGUUCUCCACGUGGACUGUAGCCGAGCGAAAGGAGACUUUUUCCAGGUGGUAAAGUCCAGCAUUUAUCAUGAGAAACCAGUAGACGUGUCUGAGCUCAGAGAGAUGCUUCUGGGCCUGACGGACUGUUUGCUCAUCCUGGAUGGAUAUCAAGAGCCAAACAAGGACCUGGAUGAAACACUCGAAUGGUUUCUAAAAGUGCGGCAGACAUGCAGGGUGUUAGUGACAUCACUUCCAGGAAAAUGUCCAGCCUUGGAGAAAAACACCGGGACAGUAUUCCGACUAAUUCAGAAACCGGACGAGUCUGGAUCGUGAAAUCGGAUACAUUUCAUAUUUGCACGGACUACGCUUUUGCAAUCUCAUGUUGCAGCAAUGUGCAAAUUCAGCAGGUUUAGUUGAUGGAUCUGCCUUGUGCUUCUUGGGAAUUUUUAAGUUCUGCCUU
Molecule: messenger RNA, 1819 nt
Organism: Carassius carassius (crucian carp)
Lineage: Eukaryota; Metazoa; Chordata; Actinopteri; Cypriniformes; Cyprinidae
Product: programmed cell death 1 ligand 2-like
Exons: 9
Coding region: 16-1692 (558 amino acids)
Biological process (GO): immune response; negative regulation of T cell proliferation; positive regulation of T cell proliferation
Cellular component (GO): external side of plasma membrane
Source: RefSeq, a predicted model, not a curated record